Messenger RNA from Ictalurus punctatus (channel catfish), 2972 nucleotides. RefSeq names its product late endosomal/lysosomal adaptor, MAPK and MTOR activator 1 (gene lamtor1). NCBI's taxonomy places the organism in Eukaryota, Metazoa, Chordata, Actinopteri, Siluriformes, Ictaluridae. Gene Ontology annotation, molecular function: guanyl-nucleotide exchange factor activity; molecular adaptor activity. The transcript has 5 exons. Gene Ontology annotation, biological process: cholesterol homeostasis; positive regulation of MAPK cascade; positive regulation of TOR signaling. The record is from RefSeq and is a predicted model, not a curated record. Bases 189 to 668 code for a protein of 159 amino acids. Gene Ontology annotation, cellular component: late endosome membrane; Ragulator complex; lysosome.
GUUGCCUUGUGUUCUCAGAAAGGUGUCAUGUGACACUCCUUAACGCGAGAGAACCAUACCAGAGAGCAUACAUACACAGAACAGUUUGGGUUUAAAAAAAUAUAUAUAUAUAUAUUAGAGGGUUUAAAUUCCCUCGUAUAUAAAAGUGAAGAGGGAGAAAACGGAAGUGUGAGUGAGCUCGAGCUGCAAUGGGGUGCUGUUACAGCAGCGAGAGCGAAACAGCCGAACAGGACGGAGACGAGCGCAAGCCACUGAUCCCGCACCCGAACCCGGACAGCAAGCCGCCGAAUGGAACGGAGCGCAACCCGGCAAACAUCUCGUCCACCCGCACAGACGAGCAGGCCCUGCUGUCAAUCAUCAAUAAGACUGCGCAAAACAUUAUUGACGUAUCAGCUGCAGACUCGCAGGGAAUGGAGCAACAUGAGUACAUGGACAAAGCCAGGCAAUACAGCACGAAACUGGCGGUGUUGAGCAGUACUCUGAGUCAGAAGAAGCCGCCUCCUUUGCCUUCCCUCACCUCCCAACCUCACCAAGUGCUCGCCAGUGACCUAGUGCCCUACUCUGACAUCCAACAGGUGUCUAAGGUGGCGGCGUAUGCAUACAGUGCCAUCUCACAGAUCAAGGUGGAUGCCAAAGAAGAGCUGGUGGUGCAGUUUGCUAUCCCAUGAUCCUUAUCUCUCUCGCUCUCUCUCUCUCUUUUUUUUUCCUCUCUCACUCUCUCUCCUCAUGCCCGUUUUUUCAGCCUACUAAUCAAUCACAGGGAUGAUAAGCUCCGCCUCUCACUUGUCCCUCAUCCAAUCAGAGACGUGUUUGGGUUUUUUUUGCUUGGUUUUUAUUUUUUGGCUCCCGACACCUGUGUACAGCUAGAACUGUAACAGUUCCCUUCAUCACACUCGGUAACAAUUCACAGGGAUGAUAUCUCAAUCUCCGAUUGUCCGAUCAGAGGCUCGGUCCCUCCUAACACUCUGUGCAUGAAGGCUGAAAGUUAAAGGCAAAAGCCGUGCCGUCAUCAUGUCCUGAUCCCCAUGACACUGUGUAUAUGCUAUAAUGUGUGAUGCUGUAAUUCUCAGCUGUUUUCCGUCGUCCAAUCUGAAACGCCAUUUUGUUUUUCCUCAAGAAUCCCCAUGCAAAAACUAAAAGCCAAAUAUACCUGAAGAGACAACCAUCAUUCAAAUUUUGGUAAUGUUAACAGGUACUUGGCUGCCACAGGAUCUACAGCUGCUUCUGGGACUCCAUUUUGUUAGUUUGGAAUUAGAGACGUAUGAUAUGGUUCAUAACUAAAUCGCGGUUGCUCAUGAUGUCAUCUCCAUGCCUUUAUUAUAAUUCUUCAAUCCCAAUUUGGUUCCCACCCACCAGCAACCAACAGGAGAGGGUGAUGGCUAACACGAGUGUAACACACUCUGAGGACAGCGCUGUCCACCUUCUUCCGCAUACAUGAGCUGACGGAUGCCCCUGAUUGGCUAGCGUCGCUGUGAUUGACGGGUGACAGCAUGUCAUCACUCCCACCACAUAUUAUGACAUCAUAACGAGGCCACAAGCGGGACUGGGAGUAAAUCGGGCAGUAGACAUUUCAGGUAUUACUCUGCAUUCAUUUGCAUGUUAUAAUAGACCAUGAAUAUUCAUAAGUCACAACUAGAGGGGGAGAAAACACACCCAGUACUGGCAAUACGCAUUUCUGAAAAACCUUUUAGUGGUGCGCCAGCACAAGGGAGGCAGGGUUUACUAACAAAUAUUCCUGAGACAGCCAUGAAUGUGCGGAAACGCUCAUUCAUUCAUUCGUUUGUUGAUCUGUUAUGCAUAUGCUCGGUAAAAGCAUUACCGUAACUGAUAUGGGUUUAGAACGAAUGGAACGAUGAGGUAAGAGGCACGAUGAGAGGGCAGGGUCGUAUUUGCAAAUGUUAAUGAGUUAGGACAGAAAGGAGAAAGCUAAUAUUCUAAAAAUGCAUAAUCGUAGAGACGGAGCCUUUUCUCUGAAUGAUGAUUUGCUGCAAUGACAUUUUUAUUAUUGUUAUUAUCCGUAUUAUUUUGAUUUUUUUUUUUGACCUUAUGAGCAUAGUAUAUAUGUGUAAUGUUAAUUUUCUUAAUAAAUGACAUUAAAAGUGUUUUGAAGAGCAGAGAGGAGUUGGGGAGUCGUUUACAGAGAGAGGGGGCGGGGCUUAAAUUGGCUAUAUGAUGUACAUGAUUUUCGGCAUGUAUAUGCCUCUAACAUGCAGAGUGUGUGUGUGAGAGAGAGAGAGAGAGUGAAUGAAUGCGUGAGAGAGAAAAUAAGAUACCGUGUGUGUGUGUGUGUGCGCGCUGUUUGCGAGGAGGAGUGUGCUUUACACAUCAGUAGCCGACGUUUUUAUCCAGAGUAGUGAAAGCACUUUUACCCUGCCUGAUCAGUCGAUCUUAGGCACGUGCUGAUAAUCAAUUCUAAUACUGCGGUAACUGGCUAACAAUUUAUCAUAAUUUAUAAUAUUAUCAGGCUGUACUUUAGUACAUAACUCAUUACUCCUGGGUCGUACCGACGGUCUUCUCUCCAGAAAUAAGGGCCUCAGACCAAGAGACACUGAUAAUGGUAAAUUAGGUGUCGAAUAUCGCAUCAUAUUUUAUUAAUAAAUCUUGGCACAUGCGUAAUUCCCGUGAAGUAGAUCAGUGACUGUUGGACUUCCUUUUCCAUAAUCAAAACUUGUUUGUAAUUAUUUAUUUUUUUCCUUUUAAUGUAUUUAUGUUGGCUCACACAUACGUGUGUUGUGUGUGUGUGCGCGUCUGUAUAAACUUUCACCAUGUCACAAAAGGGACUGAACAUGCUGUAGCAGUUGCUUGUUUGUUGUUUGUUGUUUUUUUUGCUCAUGGCUCUUUUUGUUCUGUUUGCUCACUGCGUUUCUUUUUCGUAGCUUAGAACCAAAUUGUUUGAUUUAAACACUGUUGAUACCUGCAUUUUUUUUUUUGUUGUUGAAAGAUAUGCAGCAUUAAAGUCUUGUAUAAAGAAA